ACACCAAACUGAAACUAUUCUGUCUCUUCAUCUCGAGAAAGAGACAGAGAAAAGACAGAGAGAGAGACAGAGAGAUGGGGAAGAAAGAAAAAGCUAAGGAACGAAGAGAACAGCGAUUGCAAGAGAUACACCUUCAGAGGACCAUUCCCUAUUCUCAUCACCAGAGGUGGUGGUCCAAGGAAACUGUGGCUGUGGUUACAGGUGGAAAUAGAGGAAUCGGGUUUGAGAUUUGUAGACAACUUGCCACUCAUGGAUUGACUGUCAUACUGACAUCAAGAGACGCUAGUGCUGGUGUUGAAUCAGUUAAGGCUUUGCAAGAAGGUGGUCUCAGUGUGGUUUAUCAUCAACUUGACGUAGUAGACUAUUCAUCCAUCAACCAGUUUGUUGAGUGGUUGCGGGAAAAUUGUGGUGGUUUAGAUAUUCUGGUAAAUAAUGCUGGUGUUAAUUUUAAUCUUGGGUCUGAUAACUCAGUCGAAAAUGCUCGUAAAGUUAUUGAAACAAAUUAUUAUGGCACCAAGCGUAUGACUGAAGCUAUUAUUUCAUUGAUGAAGCCAUCCCUUGUUGGUGCGCGUAUUGUAAAUGUAAGCUCACGUCUUGGUCGACUAAAUGGAAGACGGAAUAGAAUCAGCAAUGUAGCCUUGAGGGAGCAACUGAGUGAUGUAGAAUCCCUUUCAGAGGAACUUAUUGGCAUGACUCUGUCUACAUUUCUACAACAAGCUGAGGAUGGAACUUGGACUACAGAGGGGUGGCCUCAAGUAUACACUGACUACUCGGUGUCCAAACUUGCAGUUAAUGCAUAUACAAGGCUUAUGGCAAGGAAGCUUUCUGAGAGACCAGAAGGUCAAAAAAUCUAUAUUAACUGCUAUUGCCCAGGUUGGGUGAAAACAGCUCUUACAGGUUAUGCAGGGAACAAUACUGUUGAGGAAGGGGCUGAUACUGGAGUGUGGCUUGCCCUUCUUUCUGACCAAACAUUCAUGGGAAAGUUUUUUGCAGAGAGACGAGAAAUUAACUUUUAAGCUGUUGCCUAUUGGGGGGAUUACAAGAAUUUUAAGUCAUUCUACUGAAUUUUGCAAAUUUUUCAAAGGAAAAGAAAUACUGAAUUUGUAUGUUGGCAUUAGUUCACUAGCAGGUUUAAGUUUCCCUCCUGUACCAUGUAAUUUUAGUUGAUAAGCUAAUUCUUUUGAAUACUUUAUGCUUAGCUAGUUGUAACCGCAUAUGCAGGUGCACGUGCACUCGCAUAUAGGGAACAAAUAGUGAGAAAUGAAAACAGUAAAUUGGGAUCAUGCAUACAUAUGAAUGUCAAUGGUUAAAAGAUGAA
This is a messenger RNA of Glycine soja, 1318 nucleotides long. RefSeq names its product carbonyl reductase [NADPH] 1-like. The record is from RefSeq and is a predicted model, not a curated record. NCBI's taxonomy places the organism in Eukaryota, Viridiplantae, Streptophyta, Magnoliopsida, Fabales, Fabaceae. Gene Ontology annotation, cellular component: membrane. Gene Ontology annotation, molecular function: oxidoreductase activity, acting on the CH-OH group of donors, NAD or NADP as acceptor. The transcript is spliced from 4 exons. The coding region runs from base 75 to 1016 and encodes 313 amino acids.